Messenger RNA from Alosa sapidissima (American shad), 1035 nucleotides. It is a transcript of the gene gch1, whose product is annotated as GTP cyclohydrolase 1. Gene Ontology annotation, molecular function: GTP cyclohydrolase I activity; GTP binding; zinc ion binding. The transcript is spliced from 6 exons. NCBI's taxonomy places the organism in Eukaryota, Metazoa, Chordata, Actinopteri, Clupeiformes, Clupeidae. Gene Ontology annotation, biological process: tetrahydrofolate biosynthetic process; tetrahydrobiopterin biosynthetic process. Gene Ontology annotation, cellular component: cytoplasm. The coding region runs from base 147 to 920 and encodes 257 amino acids. The record is from RefSeq and is a predicted model, not a curated record.
AAAGAUGCCUAGAGUUGGACACAGACUGCCCUGACAGCGGUGGAGAUCUAGCAGGUGGCUGCCACGGAACACAAGCUUCUUCCGACAACGCAUUUGAAGGUAACAAAGAAAAGUUAGUCGUGAAGGGCAGCUGCGAAACAAAAGCUAUGGACCGAUCCAAACAGAAGCAACUUCUUAAUCAGAAUGAAAAGCAAACGACGUCAGUAGGUGAUAGUUCAGUAAAUGGACAUUUUGACGGGGUGACGAAAAUGAAAAGCCGCGCCGGCUUACCUCUGGCGGGGUCCGGGGAAACGAGUGGCCAGUCAUCCGGUGCCAUCGAGAGUUGGAGGGAAGAACGCACCCGGAGUCUGGAGGACAAUGAGAUGAGCUUGCCAAGUAUCGCUUCUGCCUACACGACCAUCCUCAGGGGACUCGGAGAAGACCCUCAAAGGCAAGGACUUCUCAAAACUCCGUGGAGAGCCGCGACAGCUAUGCAGUUCUUCACUAAAGGCUACCAGGAGAAAAUCAUUGAUGUGCUGAAUGACGCCAUUUUCGAUGAGGACCACGACGAGAUGGUGAUCGUGAAGGACAUUGACAUGUUCUCCAUGUGUGAGCACCACCUGGUGCCCAUCUUUGGCAGGGUACACAUAGGCUACCUCCCCAAUAAGAGAGUGCUUGGACUCAGCAAACUGGCCAGGAUCGUAGAGAUUUACAGCAGGAGACUGCAAGUCCAGGAGCGGUUAACCAAACAGAUCGCCGUGGCGAUCACUGAGGCGUUGCAGCCCGCUGGCGUUGGGGUGGUCAUCGAAGCAACGCACAUGUGCAUGGUCAUGAGGGGCGUUCAGAAGAUGAACAGUAAGACGGUCACCAGCACCAUGCUGGGCGUCUUCCGUGAGGACCCCAAAACACGCGACGAGUUCCUUACGCUCAUCAGGAGCUGAGGUGCCCAACCCCCAAUACACACACACACACACCUACACACACCUACACACACACACACGCACCUACCCACACACACACACACUUACACACACACACACAUCUACACACACACAC